Molecule: messenger RNA, 1287 nt
Organism: Panicum virgatum (switchgrass)
Lineage: Eukaryota; Viridiplantae; Streptophyta; Magnoliopsida; Poales; Poaceae
Exons: 2
Coding region: 349-822 (157 amino acids)
Source: RefSeq, a predicted model, not a curated record
GCCCGAGUACGCAAGCAACUUUCCUAAACUCGAGCUCUCUCUUCCUCCCUCUGAGUUUUCUUGCUUAAUGAAGCUCUUUGGAGUUAGUUAAGUCAAGAACUCAAGUGUUAGCUCAACCAAAAACAGUAGUAGUGCUGGAAUUAGUUUGGCACUAACCAAAUAAAAAUAAUUGCUUAGUAGUAACCUUCCCCAAUUAAAGAAAAACCACAAAAAUAUUUCCUUCAAAUAAAUCAAGGGACGUUGAACGAAGAACGUAUUGUGGCGGAUCGUUCCCCACAAGAACGACUAACCGCUGACCUCUCCUAUAUUUUCCUUGGAUAUUCUCCGCACUAAUCUUUUGCAGUAGUUAUGUCGGUCUGGGGCAACAUUCGGAAUACGGUGAAGAAGCUCGGCUCGUCAUCCCGAUCCCAAUCCCGGAGUUCGCGAUUGUCAUCAGCCUCUCAGGAUGACAUGUCGGUGGACUCAACCCGCCGACCGUCACGAUCCAAGGAAGAAGAGGAGGAAGCCCCUGCCUCUCCAGCAGUCCUGAGGCCCCGCCUCAAAAUCAGAGUUCUAACUAUGGUCGACCAGAUUGUAGUCUGGACUGAUUACGAGCGGGAUGCCCUCGAGCUGCUGAAGAAGCAGUCGUACGGCCAUGGCAAGCGGUUCGAGACAGACUUCCUUAUCAUGACGAGACUCCGUCAGGACAUGAACCGCGCGUUCACGGCGGCGGACUGGUCACACUUCGCCGGCAUCACCGAACCAGGCACCAACGGGAGUUGCUGCUCGUCAUCGACAUCAAGAACUUCAUCAACAGGGGAUCUAAAUCUCUCUAAUUGGUGAAGAUCGAGUCUACUUCAUCUAAAUCAGCUCUACUACUACGACUACAGAGGCGUUCAUGGAUGCAAGAGGCUCUGGUCAGUAUUGAUAUAAGAUUUCUGCAUUAAGACUAAUCAGUGAUCAUGAUUAGGGUUAAAUAUCUUGUUCAUGGUUAAUUAGUUCUAACAAAUACCACGAUGCAAUGCAUGCAAGAUGCAAGUCUACGAAUCAUGAAAAACUACGGGCCUAUUUGUGGGGUUUAUUGCGGUUCAGCUUCACAUGAAGCAGUUUUGUAAGCCAGGAUAAACAUAAACUAGAAGCCGGAUGAAACCAUUUUUUUAGUUUCAUCAGCUUUAGCUUUACUGAUGAAGCCGUUUUAGGAGAGCCUUCCAAACAGCCCCUAUAACUUGCUUGUGUUGGUGCCCAUACCAGCAGACCCCUCUUGGCAGCAUCAAUGCAUCAUGAAGCACGAAGUUAUAUAUUUUCCAA